CUGCCAUAAGUGCCAGAGAACAACAGAGACGUCAAAGGAGCAGUUUUGUGCCUGAACGACAUGAGAACAGACCGGCUGUAGGAGACGUGGGGAACCGAUGCAAGUUUAUAGUCAACUCAGCGUCUGACAGAAGGUUCGACAUAAGGGUUGGACUUGUGGAGAAAGGGAAGGAGCUGGAUAGACGGGCUUUAGUGGUGCACAUCAAGGAGAUAAACAACAUCAAUGAAGACACCUGGCAUGGCGGUAUUCAAGCAGCAACAGAUGGAUGAUUUCUAUGAAAUUGGAGAAGAACUAGGAAGUGGGCAGUUUGCAAUCGUAAAGCGUUGUAUAGAAAGGAGUACAGGCGUGGAAUAUGCAGCCAAGUUCAUCAAGAAGCGCCAGAGUCGGGCCAGUAGACGUGGCGUAAAAAGAGAGGAGAUUGAGAGGGAAGUGGACAUCCUGCAGCAGCUCCAGCACAACAACAUUGUAGAGCUACAUGAUGUGUACGAGAACCGCACAGAUGUGGUACUCAUCCUCGAACUGGUGUCUGGAGGAGAGCUGUUUGAUUUCUUAGCUCAGAAGGAGUCUCUCAGUGAAGAGGAGGCUACUCGGUUUAUCAAACAGAUCCUAGAUGGAGUUGAGUACCUCCACUCCAAGAAGAUCGCACAUUUUGAUCUGAAGCCGGAAAACAUAAUGCUGCUGGACAGGAAUGUUCCUCUACCCCGCAUCAAACUCAUAGACUUUGGAUUGGCACACAAAAUGGAAGCUGGGGCAGAACUCAAAAAGAUUUUUGGAACCCCUGAGUUUGUUGCUCCAGAGAUAGUCAACUAUGAGCCACUGGGAUUGGAGGCAGACAUGUGGAGCAUUGGAGUCAUCACAUAUAUACUUUUGAGCGGCGCGUCACCUUUCCUCGGCGACACGAAGCAGGAAACGCUGGGAAACAUCUCGGCGAUGGACUACGAGUUCGACGAAGAGCUCUUCAACAAUACGAGCGAGCUGGCCAAGAGCUUCAUCAGACAGCUCCUGGAGAAAGACACGAGAAAACGGAUGACCAUACAAGAGGCCCUGAACCAUCACUGGAUUAAGCCUUUGAAUACCAGACAGGCCAUGGUGAAGAGGUUGUCAGUGGUCAACUUGGAGAACUUCAAGAGACAGUAUGCCCGACGCAGGUGGAAGCUGUCAUUCAGAAUUGUGGCUCUGUGCAAUCACUUAACCCGGAUCAUGAGGAAGGGGUCCAAGCUGCCUGAGCAGGACGGGAGGGAUUGCGAAAGUGACCAAGAAGAAGACAUCCUGAAGAGGAGGCCGAGGAGCAGAAAGAGAAGCAGCACUUCCUGAGAGAAAGUGUGCCGGUCGACGAUGUUCCGGUUGCAAAACAGUGACUCAGUGACUUUUUGACGCACACUUUGCAGAUGUUGCGUGUCAGGAACAGUCAUCUUACAGUAUCUGUUUGGGUGACUGCUAUAAAUUUAGCAUUUUCAUAGGGCAAAUUUGCUUGUCUUGAUGACCCACAAAACCAACAGAUCAUCUGCCCUAUGUUAAAUUGUGUUCUGUCAUUUCUAACUUCGAGCUACCCUUUUCUGACAUAAGAAGUUAUAGUUGGAUUAUUGUUGACAGCAACUGAGAGGCCAAUGUUAGCACGUCCACAAGAAUGUAGGCAGCGUCCUCUUAUGACUGCAGUCUUAAAAGUCCCUCAGCUGUUGAUAACAUCCGAGUAAUGACAGAGUUAGAUUAUUUUAUUUUUAUUGUGCAGGCUGCCUGUGGUGUAUUGUCCAAAGCACUGACGGAUAAAUAAAAUUGUAGCUGAUCUUCAUAGACAGAUGUUUACAUUUUGUUCUGCUUAAAAUAUAGCAAUGGCUAUGUAAACACACCAUUUACCAUUAACCUCUUAUUUUGCCACAUCAGAAUAAUUAGCUUGAAGACUGAAUACUGAGCUAUCUACUGUAUUUAACAUAGGAUAUUUUAAAUAACUGUAAUUACUCGUGUCAAGUGUAGCAAAAAUUGCAUUUCAUGUUGUGCAUACAUAAAGGCUGUAUACACAUUAAAAACAUUUCACAGUUGAAUAUUUUAAAACAAUUGUUAGAUUCUGAUGUAUUUAUGGUGUAAAUAUAAUACCAGCCACGUCUUAAUUUCACAGUUACUUAUAUCUUAGGUCAUAAAAAUGAUCACACACUGUUUAAAAACACGUGUUUUUUUCUGUUCACUUGUAUGUAUUGUAAAUUUUAAUUUUGUUUAUUAAAUUACUGAA
Messenger RNA from Anoplopoma fimbria (sablefish), 2224 nucleotides. It is a transcript of the gene dapk2b, whose product is annotated as death-associated protein kinase 2b. The transcript is spliced from 12 exons. Bases 223 to 1314 code for a protein of 363 amino acids. NCBI's taxonomy places the organism in Eukaryota, Metazoa, Chordata, Actinopteri, Perciformes, Anoplopomatidae. Gene Ontology annotation, cellular component: nucleus; cytoplasm. Gene Ontology annotation, molecular function: protein serine/threonine kinase activity; ATP binding. The record is from RefSeq and is a predicted model, not a curated record. Gene Ontology annotation, biological process: protein phosphorylation; intracellular signal transduction; positive regulation of apoptotic process.